AUGGCCAACAACAACAUACCUAGUCCUGAUCCCUUCGUCCUGGAACAACUGAUUGAAGAUUCCAGCCGCGAAGUGACGAAUCGUAAUCGGCAGGAACGUGCUCUUGCUGGACAGAGAAGGCCGAGGCAUGAGACCUCGCAGCCCCAGAGGCAACAGAUUCAGCACAUUCAACAUGUGCACGGCCUUCAACAAGUCCAGAACGUCGAACAAACCCAUCCUGAAGGACAAGUUCAGAACGGGGAAGACGGGCAGACCCGGCCCCAGACUGAACCAGAGCAGCUCCAAGUGGUGAAUGAAACUGAUACCCGAGACGGGCAACCCGCUUCCUCGUUCACCCACACCUCUGGCAGACGAAGAAGCCGUAGCCCGGACGAGGAGGAACAGAUCAACAUUCCCGAGGGUGCUGAUCCAACCGCCGUCCUCCUACUCAAGGAGCUGCAGAAAACCAACCGCCUCAUCCGCCUACAGGGCGACCGCAUCCACGACCUGGAAAGGAAGCGACGAUAUCGCUCCCUCCAACGGAGACGCCAUCGAUCACGUUCCUAUUCCUCUUCGCGGUCUCCUCCGAGGAGAAAUCGCAAGCGUAGUCCAUCUAGGUCUCGCUCCCCCUCGAGAAGAAACCGGCGCCAGCGGUCUUAUUCCCGCUCUCCACCUCGAAAGACUCGGAAGAAUCAGAAACCUGAAACCACUGAAGCCAAGAGUCUCUCACCCGAGCAGGAGCACCGAGGCCCCUCCAAAGCCGUGCAGAAAGUCCGCGAGCAUUCUCCAAAAGACAACCGCAAAAUCUCGGGCAAAGCACGCACUAAAUCCCAGCGGGGCAGACAUUCAAACUCCCCUGAGCCUAGCGACGAAGAAGAUUUCCGCAGUCCCUUGUCCGAGCAAAUCCGGCGUGUUCGUCUUCCACGGGGGAUGGAAAAACCACCAGCCUUGGACCACUAUGACGGGACCACCGACCCCGAUGACCACAUAAGGAGCAUCGAAGCUGUCAUGGACUACCAUGUGGCUGAAGCCGCCAACCGGGUCAUCCUCCGUGGGUUGAAGAGAAGGCUGGGCGAGGCGAAAAAAGCUUGGGUCGAAGAGCUACACAGCGUCCUCUGGGCGUACAGGACGACCCCACAUUCGACCACGGGCGAAACACCGUUCAGGUUAACCUAUGGCACUGAAGCCGUGAUCCCCGUGGAGAUCCGAGAACCAUCUCGUCGGACUGAGUCACCUCUCGAGGAAGAACUAAACGAUGAAGCUAUGAGAGAAGAGCUCGACAUGGUCGAGGAAAUCCGAACAGGAUCCUCCCUACGUGAAGCAAAACUGAAACAACAGAUAGCCUUACGCCAUAGCACUAAAGUUAUCAAACGCGGAUUCGAAAUCGGAGACUUGGUCCUCCGCCGAAACAUGAAAGAUUCGCACGAAGGCAAACUAGCCCCAAACUGGGAAGGUCCAUACCGAGUAUACGAUAAAACCGAAAACGAUAAGCACAAGUAA
Messenger RNA from Vicia villosa (hairy vetch), 1479 nucleotides. RefSeq lists its product as uncharacterized. Gene Ontology annotation, molecular function: nucleic acid binding. The transcript is spliced from 3 exons. The coding region runs from base 1 to 1479 and encodes 492 amino acids. NCBI's taxonomy places the organism in Eukaryota, Viridiplantae, Streptophyta, Magnoliopsida, Fabales, Fabaceae. The record is from RefSeq and is a predicted model, not a curated record.